GAGGAAACUGGAUAUCUGGGCCCCGUUUCCCAAAGUUAUCUUAAGGCGUCUCGGCAUGGUUCUACAGAUGAAGUUCGCCGUGAAAUGCUUUUGGGAAACCGGGGCCUGAUAAACACUAGAGAAGGAUGUGACUAUUGUGGAUCCUCUGGGGAGCCUCAACAACAUCAUGAUGCUGACGAAGUAGAGAAGAGUCUCUCCAGAUCAGAACACCUCAAGAAACACCAGCGGAAACCCACAAGGAAGAAUUAUCACCACUGCUCUGACUGUGGGAAGAGUUAUUUAAGAUCAGAUUCACUAAAAAUACACCAGAGAACACAAACAGGAGAGAAGCCUUACAGCUGUUAUCAGUGUGGGAAAAGUUUUACUUCAUCUAGCCACCUGACCAUACACCAGAGAACACACACAGGAGAGAAGCCUUAUACGUGUGAUCAAUGUGGGAAGAGUUUUGUUACAUCUAGCUGUCUGACCAUACACCAGAGAACACACACAGGAGAGAGACCUUACCACUGCUCUGACUGUGGAAAGAGUUUUGUUAUCUCAGGAAAUUUAACAUCACACCAGAGAACACACACAGGAGAGAAACCUUAUAGCUGUAAUCAAUGUGGGAAGAAUUUUUCUCACUCAGGCAACCUGAUAGCACACCUGAGAAUACACACUGGAGAGAAACCUCAUUGCUGCUCUGACUGUGGGAAGAAAUUCAUCUUUUUAGCAGAUCUUAAAAUACAUCAGAGAAUCCAUACAGGAGAAAAACCUUACCGCUGCUCUGACUGUGGAAAGAGUUUUGUUUCAUCAAGACAUUUAAAAUCACACCAGAGAACACACACAGGAGAGAAGCCUUAUAGCUGUGAUCAAUGUGGGAAGAGUUUUGGAACAUCUAGCAGCCUGAAAACACACCAGAGGGGACACACAGGAGAGAAACCUUAUAGCUGUGAUCAAUGUGGGAAGAGUUUUGUUACAUCUAGCAGUCUCACUAUGCACCAGCGGACACACACAGGAGAGAAACCUCAUACCUGUAGUCAAUGUCACAUGAGAUACUCUGCUAAAAGAUCUCUGAUUAAACAUCAGAAAAUACAUACAUGAAGAAGUUGUUUCAUGAUAUCAAUGAAAUAAUGUUACAAUAUAGAAUGUUUUAACAUUGUAGUAGGAGUAUUUUAACGACGUUCUGUUGGUUUAAGUGUCAUGUGGAUAUGAGCCUCAUCAGGGCAAAAUCCAGGCUCUUUGAAAUUUUAUUGAAAGGGUAUUUAACCAAAAAAGUGUUGCGUUACACUUACCUCGUUGUGAAUUAAAAUGCAUCACUUCAAAAUGUAGCUAGCUGUUUUCUACAAAUUGUCCUCCAACCAGUGAUGUACACAUUAUUCCCAGAUUCCGUGUCGUGUUUGAGCUGUUAGUUUAAUUUUGGAGACAUAUAAUUGAAACGCAUCCCUCCAAAAUGUAGCUGACUGUCUUCUGCAGGUUGUCCUCUCACCAGUGAGGCAAAAGAUAUCUCCCAUUUUCAGGUGUUUUGUUUAGUUGUGUUCGUUUCAACAGCACGUACAACCUGAUUUCCCCCCUAAUCGAUAUCAGUGAUUUAUUACUACUUGUCAAAACAUCAGUGUUUUUGGUGCUUGUGCAGUUUAUAAGGUGCUUGUUUAAAAAAGAUACAAGUAAUAUGUGUGGCAGAUGUUUGUGUACAUAGCACAUUUUAUGUUUAGGUUCUCAAUAUAUCUCAAACUGUUUCUGCAUAUUUGGUGAUUGAUAUGGACACGUUAAAACUGUUUUGACAUUGGGGCUAUCCCAUCUAUCAAAAUGACUUUGAAAACAAGACUAUCCCAUCUAGCAACAUGACUUUGAAAACAAGACUAUCCCAUCUAGCAACAUGACUUUGAAAACAAGACUAUCCCAUCUAGCAACAUGACUUUGAAAACAAGACUAUCCCAUCUAGCAACAUGACUUUGAAAACUAGACUAUCCCAUCUAGCAACAUGAUUUUGAAAACAAGACUAUCCCAUCUAGCAACAUGACUUUGAAAACAAGACUAUCCCAUCUAGCAACAUGACUUUGAAAACAAGACUAUCCCAUCUACAUUACAUUUACAUUUAAGUCAUUUGGCAGACGCUCUUAUCCAGAGCGACAUGACUUUGAAAACAAGACUAUGCCAUCUAGCAACAUGACUUUGAAAACAAGACUAUCCCAUCUAGCAACAUGACUUUGAAAACUAGACUAUCCCAUCUAGCAACAUGACUUUUAAACCUAGACUAUGCCGACGUCCAAUCUACCUCUGGUUUUGGGAUAGUAUAAUAAAUUGGUCUAUAAUACAUUUAAUCUACAUCACUCCAGUAUUUCUAAAACUACAUUCAAGUGCUAAUUGUCUUUGUUCCACUACUGAAGAAGCAAGAACUCAAAUAACCUCAUAUUUCAAACAGCCUGACAAAAUAUACAUGUUUUAUUAUUAUUAUGCCUCACCAUUAAGUGAAGUAUUGCGAAGCAUAUUUUCAUUUCAUGUAACAUUUUGUAAUCAUAAAUAUUUAUGCUACCAACUGAAAAAAUGUUGGUACAAUUAUGUUGUUUUCUAUUGGAUAUUACAUCCAGUCCUUACUAUUUUAAUCAACGUCACUUCCUUAGAAUGCUCAUUAGUCUUUCAGUUUUUUUUUAUUCUUUAGUUUUUUUAUCCUCUUAAUGUUUGUUGUGGUGUAAAUAUUUCUGUUUUUAUUUUCAUAGAGUUUAUUAGUUUUCCCUGUGAAGCGCACUGCGUUGCAUCCGUGUCUGAAAUGCGCUUCAUAAAUAAUGCUCGGUUUGAUUUGAACAUAUCGUACAACCAAUGAACCCAAUGACCGACCAAUCAACAGACUCAAAAACCAAUGAACCCAAUGACCGACCAAUCAACAGACUCAAAAACCAAUGAAUAAACAUGUACAAAGGCAACAAAAAAUAUCUUGGUCAAUGAAUAGUGUCUUAGUAUGAAUAACAGUAUAAAUGCAGUCACUGGUAAAAUAGGACACAAGCCUAUUGGGAAUUAUUGAUCAAUUAUUGAUCCAAAAAAGACACACACCGGUUCUGGGUUAAUUCCAUAGCUGUUUGCAUGGCUUGGUAGUGUAUUAGCCGGG
This is a messenger RNA of Oncorhynchus masou masou (cherry salmon), 3082 nucleotides long. RefSeq names its product gastrula zinc finger protein XlCGF17.1-like. The transcript is spliced from 2 exons. The record is from RefSeq and is a predicted model, not a curated record. The coding region runs from base 85 to 1080 and encodes 331 amino acids. Lineage: Eukaryota; Metazoa; Chordata; Actinopteri; Salmoniformes; Salmonidae.